UUCAGAUCAUUCCUCAUGUAUUUUGACCUUUGCAUGCAUCAUGUAUUGCAAUCUGCUCAUAUGAUAAAUGUGCUGUGGCAGGUAAAUCUAGUGUUUCCUUUAAAAUGCAGUGAAGUUGUAAAGUCUUGUUAAGUUUUUCUUUAUAAAUACAGCACUGUGCAUACAUUUCAGGCACCACCAGCUCUGUUGUUUUUUCUGUCUGUCAAAUUCUGUGAUCAUUGGACUUAAAGCUGGUCUUAUAUAUUAGCAAGCUGUCAAUGAGUUUAACUCAUGCAACAUGUGUAUGUAAUGCUCAGGCAUGUCUUGAAUAAACCUGGCGUAAUAGUUUUUUACAGCAGAUAUUUCUUUAAAUGAAACAGUAGGACAAACACAGGAUUUACGCUAAAUACUUGACACCUGUUGUUUUUUUGUUUUUUUUUCUGAAUUUUUUUUUUGUUUGUUUUUUUAACACCAAAAAACUGCAUACAUAUUUUCUGGAUGUGUUCCAGUAAAGUGAAAUAGAAAUAAUUCUCCUCUAUUGUCGUUAUAUAGCAUUGCUAAAACAACACAUCUAAUGGUGGCCAAAACUUUUGCACAGCACUGUAUGUCACAAAACCAUCUUCCCAUCAAUGUCACAGGACUUCAGACAUAGAGAUCAUGAGCCACUUCAGGAGAGACAGUGGAGACCGAGCAGCAAACGCCUUCCAGUUUGGUUCAGUGUUUCAGUGCAUUAUCGAGGAGAUGGAUCAAGAAGAUCUGAUAGAUGUAGCCCACGCUGCUCUCAAUCAAAUGCUGGCAGCUCCACCCAACCCUCUCCGUGCUGUCCCUGCAGUAGAGUUUGAAUUUAACAACACCGCUCAGCCAGUGAAUGAAGACCUGAAUGGAGUUUAUGAUAGCUACCUUCCCAUGGAGGCAGCUACACUUGGCUUUGAGCAUCCUUUUACAGCUGCAGCAACACUAAGUGUUGAACAGCCUGUUCCCAACAGCUACUAUCUAAAUACCAUGUCAGAUGACCUAUACAACCAUGGCCAGCACCUUCCAUAUCAGUGGCCUGAAUAUGACGCUCCUCCAGCAGCCAUCAGAGCUCCUCCACUCUCGAAUCUGCCGUCAGUGAUGCCGCAAGGUCAGGAGCAGAACAUGAAAUCUGUUGGGAUGGUUUCUAUGAGUUCCCAUGAGUUUCCACACAGAAAACGCAGGUGUAAAGGUCAACAGGUAGACGAUCAGCCCUAUGUGAAGAAGCCUCCCAACGCUUUCAUGCUGUUCAUGAAGGAGCACAGGGCAAAUGUUGUGGAGGAGCUCAAGUUGAGUGAUAAUGCAAUGGUGAACAUGGCCCUUGGCGAUCGGUGGAGGGUCAUGUCCGACACACAACAGGCCAAAUACUACGAGGAAGCUGAAAGGCUGAGGAAACUCCACGCAGAAAAAUAUCCAUGGUGGACGACCCGUGACAACUACGGCAAAAAGAGGAAAAGGAUCAGGAGGAGGUGCCCCGUUAUUUGUGAAGAGGACGAAGAAGAAGAAGAAGGUGGAGAAGAAGAAGAAGAAGAGGAAGAAGAAGAAGAAGAAGCAGUCUGAGGCCCCAUACAUACCCCCUCCUCCCAUCAUUGCACUUAUUUUACUAAAAAGUCAUAUUGAGAUUCAGAAUAUCUUUCAAGUGAGAACUAAAUCUAGUCAGUGUAUAUUAAUUUAAAUAUGUAAAUAAAUAUGGUGACAUUUUACAUGUUGGUGUCUAUUAGCAAUUAAUAGUAUCUUUCCAGUGGUUGAGAGGCUCUUUCCUCCCCAUCCUCCCACUACAUGUAUAUCAACAUGCUACCCUCUUAUUUCUAUUGUAAUGACGAAGUAAUAGAUUGGUAAGAACAACAGGAAAUGUGUGUAGGACAUAAGAUAUGCUUGUGGUAUGUUCAUGCAAUAUCGGAAACUGAGAAAGAUCGGCAUGAGCUGAUCAAUGUGAAGGUGGAAAGCGCAAUAACACAGAGGGCCAUGGUUGGGCUGCGCUCCGACGUCUCCACAACCCUCGAGCAUGUGAAAAGAAUGGAGAAGCAAAGCGAGGCGAAUCCUACAGAUGAGAUGGAUGACUAAAGGAAAAAAAAAACAAAAAAACAAAAAACAA
This is a messenger RNA of Solea solea (common sole), 2086 nucleotides long. Its product is annotated as transcription factor 7-like 2. The transcript is spliced from 6 exons. The record is from RefSeq and is a predicted model, not a curated record. Gene Ontology annotation, molecular function: DNA-binding transcription factor activity, RNA polymerase II-specific; RNA polymerase II cis-regulatory region sequence-specific DNA binding. Bases 637 to 1551 code for a protein of 304 amino acids. NCBI's taxonomy places the organism in Eukaryota, Metazoa, Chordata, Actinopteri, Pleuronectiformes, Soleidae. Gene Ontology annotation, cellular component: beta-catenin-TCF complex. Gene Ontology annotation, biological process: regulation of transcription by RNA polymerase II; canonical Wnt signaling pathway.